GACUCGCCGGACGAGAUAAACCGCCCACCCCCAGCAUCUCGCAGCAAUGCGCUACCAACGCCGUAACACGUCUUUCCUGCUCCUGCUCCUGCUGCUGCUUACCAGCCCGUACCACGGGCCCACUACGACCUUCGCCCUGCCGUUCGAGAACCUUCCCGCGAGCGUCGGCAUCACCGAGGACACGCCGGCCCAGGUAACGAUCAACGGCAACCCGACGGGCAACGCGACGCUCGGCCUGUCCGAGAUCCCCGUCGCCGCGACCCUGUUCUCGGGCGUCCCGGGCCCUUCGGCCUGCCGCGGCAGCGUCGUGUUCCGCCUGGCGUUGGAAGAGCCGCCGGCGACCGCAGCAGCGGCGGCGGCGGCGGCGGAAGAAGAAGAAGAAAAGUGCUACGACCUGCCGCGGGCGGCCGGGUGCGGGACCUUCUCGGCCAGCAAGGAGGCCGGGUGAAGGCGAGGCUGUUCUCGGAGCACCGGUGUCGCAUGUGCAUCAACACGGCGGUGUUUGUUCCGGGGGAGAGGGCGGUCGGCGGAUUCUGGCGGAGCGUAGGGGUGCGGUGUGGAGUGCCCUCCCCCGGAUCCGACGAGCCUGGGACCACCCCUCCCA
Thermothelomyces thermophilus ATCC 42464 is the source of this 604-nucleotide messenger RNA. RefSeq lists its product as uncharacterized. Lineage: Eukaryota; Fungi; Ascomycota; Sordariomycetes; Sordariales; Chaetomiaceae. The record is from RefSeq and is a predicted model, not a curated record. The transcript has a single exon. Bases 47 to 448 code for a protein of 133 amino acids.